Molecule: messenger RNA, 378 nt
Organism: Opisthorchis viverrini
Lineage: Eukaryota; Metazoa; Platyhelminthes; Trematoda; Opisthorchiida; Opisthorchiidae
Exons: 2
Coding region: 1-378 (125 amino acids)
Source: RefSeq, a predicted model, not a curated record
AUGAAGGAAGAGACUAUUCUGGGUGGCGCCAAACGCUGUUUGCUUUUCGAUCGCGCACAGGUCCUUCAGAAAUGCCAAAAAGUACCGAUAAUCACGAAGUUAGUGGAAAUGGAAUCUGCGCAACCAUUCGUAUCACGCAAUCCUAAUCGUGCGCGUGAGAUGACUAGAAACCAUGGGAGAUUCGUACUGCAUAUUAAUUUGAAAUCAAAGUCAGUGAAACUCCUGGGACGCAUAAAAUUCGGGAGGGACUUACCUUUGCCAAUUCAUCCAUUGCCGCCAGCGGAUUGGAUCGAAGUUGGGUCAAAACAGAACGGGUUGAAUCUGGAGCGGAAUGCAUCGACUUUUCUGGGGAUGACCGGGGUUCCGCCAUCGAACUGA